Molecule: messenger RNA, 1791 nt
Organism: Cucumis sativus (cucumber)
Lineage: Eukaryota; Viridiplantae; Streptophyta; Magnoliopsida; Cucurbitales; Cucurbitaceae
Product: protein NUCLEAR FUSION DEFECTIVE 4-like
Exons: 1
Coding region: 1-1791 (596 amino acids)
Cellular component (GO): membrane
Source: RefSeq, a predicted model, not a curated record
AUGGCCGAUAAAUUUCGCCCUUUCCUCAAACAACUUGCAACAGGACGAUGGUUUUCAGUUUUUGCUUCCUUCCUAAUCAUGAUCGGCGCGGGUUCCACGUACGUUUUCGGUACAUACUCAAAAGCAAUCAAAACUCAAUUCGAUUACAGCCAAACCGAAAUCAACACAUUAGGAUUCGCCAAAGAUCUUGGUUCCAAUCUCGGAGUUUUUGCUGGCCUUCUCGGCGAAAUAGCUCCACCGUGGGUUCUGUUUGUCGUCGGUUCAUUUCUCAAUUUCUUUAGCUAUUUCAUGAUUUGGCUCUCCCUUACUCACCGUAUCGCUAAACCACAGCUAUGGCAAAUGUUCAUCUAUAUUUGCUUAGCUGCUAAUUCACAAAACUUCGCUAACACCGCCGUUUUAGUAACGAGUGUAAGAAACUUCCCUGAUCGACGAGGUAUAAUUCUUGGACUUCUUAAAGGAUUCGUCGGAAUUGGAGGUGCCAUUGUAACUCAAUUCUAUUUAGCUCUUCAUGGCCAUGACAAUCCAGCUAGUUUGGUGCUUCUUCUGGCAUGGUUUCCCACUUUAAUUUCUUCUUUAUUUUUCCUUUCCAUCCGAACAAUCAAUAUGCGUAGACAUCCCGAAGAACUCCGAGUUCUUUACCAUUUGCUUUAUGUCUCAAUCAUUCUUGCUUUGUUUCUCUUAUUUCUUACCGUUUCACAAAAACAAGCUGCAUUUUCUUCAGCUGGGUAUGCUAGUGGAGCUGCUGUAAUUAUUGGGUUACUUCUUAUGCCUCUAUUAAUAGCCGUUAGAGAAGAACUCAUGCUCUUCAAGCUCAAUGGACAAACAGACAAAAACUCAUCUCCCGCUGUUUUCACUCCGGAAAUGAAAACUUCAUCUAGUUCUACAACUAAAAACAAUGAAUCCUUAUCCCCAAUUGAAGAAAUUCCCGAAUUGAAUUCACCAACAUGUUGCUCAAACAUAGUCAACAAGCCAGAACGUGGAGAAGAUUUCAGUAUCUUACAAGCUCUGUUUAGUAAAGACAUGGGGCUUAUUUUCGUUGCAACACUUUGUGGGUGUGGUUCAUCAAUUGCUGCCAUUGAUAACAUCGGCCAAAUCGGCGAAUCGCUUGGAUAUCCAUCUAAAUCCAUAAGUAUCUUUGUUUCCUGGGUUUCAAUAUUCAGCUUCUUCGGCAGAGUAGGCUCUGGUUUCAUCUCUGAAACACUUAUGACAAAAUACAAAUUACCUCGUCCUUUAAUGUUUGCUUUCUCCCAUCUUCUCACUUGUAUCGGUAUGUUGUUCGUCGCCUUCCCGUAUCCCGGCUCCAUCUAUGUAGCUUCGUUGACAAUCGGGUUUGGAUUCGGAGCGCAAGUACCGAUAAUUUUUGCAAUACUUUCAGAGCUUUUUGGGUUGAAAUAUUAUGCAACAAUCUUCAAUUGUGCUCAAUUAGCAGUCCCAAUCGGAUCAUAUGUACUAAAUGUGGAUGUCAUUGGGAAAUUGUAUGAUAUUGAAGCAACAAAAGAUGGUGGCAUUAGGGAUGGGAAUGGAUUGACUUGCAAGGGAGCUCAUUGUUUUAGUGGAUCAUUCUUGGUUUUGGCUGUGGUGGUGUUGAUUGGAGGUUUGGCCUCACUUGUGUUGGCAUUUAGAACAAGAAAUUUUUACAAAGGAGAUGUUUAUAAGAAGUAUAGAGAAGAUAUGUGGAUUCCUCAAUCAGAUAUGGAAUUUUAUUGUUUGGAUGACAAGAAAAAGGUUGUUAACGAUAAUUUCCCAAGGAUUGUUAUGCCCCCUAAGUAUAAUUUUCUCAAUGUAAUAUAG